This is a messenger RNA of Hemicordylus capensis (graceful crag lizard), 10951 nucleotides long. RefSeq names its product coiled-coil domain containing 88A (gene CCDC88A). Gene Ontology annotation, biological process: cytoskeleton-dependent intracellular transport; cytoplasmic microtubule organization. The coding region runs from base 1413 to 7073 and encodes 1886 amino acids. Gene Ontology annotation, molecular function: microtubule binding; dynein light intermediate chain binding. The transcript has 33 exons. Gene Ontology annotation, cellular component: centrosome; cytoplasm. The record is from RefSeq and is a predicted model, not a curated record. NCBI's taxonomy places the organism in Eukaryota, Metazoa, Chordata, Lepidosauria, Squamata, Cordylidae.
AUUCAAAACCACGCGAUUGUAAAAGGGAACUUUCUCUCGCUCGCUCACUCAGCUGCGCUGCGGAGUGAUUCCUAUCGUUCCCCGUUUAGAGGACGACAGUGUGUGUGUCUCUAUGUGUGGAGGGGUGAUGCGGCUCGGUUGAAGCUUGGUGGCCGUUAGUUUAGGAAAGAAGGCGGUGGGUGUGUGCACCCGCCACCAGCAGAGGGGAAGAAGGAGUCCUUAAGGAGGGCAGCGGGGAGGAAGGAAAGGAGGCAGCGGGGUGGGGGGAUCUUGGAGAGGUCUGGGGAGUGGCUGGAAGGGCUGUGCAGGAGCUGAGCGAGAAGGGCAGAGAAGCCCGGAGAGAGCCGUGGGGAGGGCAUGUCGGGGGGGGGGGAGAGGAAGCUGAGGCGGCAGCUGACUGAGUGAGUGAGUGAGGGGCUGAGGUGGUGGUGGUGAGUCACCCCGGAAAAGGCUGCGAAGGGAGAGGCUGGCUGGGGCUCCUCGGAGCAGCAGCCUUGGAAGAGGGGCGAGAUGAAGGGCGAGCUCUGAGGAGGACCAGGCAAGGGGGUGGGGUCCUUGCCUCGUUCCUGGUGGCUGUGCCUGGAGCUGCCACCUCCCCUCCCUUUUAAAAGGUGGGGUGGGGUGGGGGUGCUAAUCAAGCCGCCUCUUCAGAUUAGGGGCUGUUCCUGGGAGAGGCUGCUGCAUAAGCCCCCCUCCUCGGGUGGGGCAAGUGGCGGAGAAGAAGGAGGAAGAGGAAGCCGGCGCUCUUCCUCGCUCCUCUGCAGAAAGAGACGGAGACAGAGAAACCAGGCCGGCUUGGAAGAGGGGGAGUGAUUUAUCCGGAGCUUGUUUAGGGUCGAUGGUUGUGUGGCUGUGACUUAGGGAGGGAGGACAAGGGAGCAGCACGCGUUCCUUCCCUUGCCUGUCACACGCCCGCUUUUGCCCCCGGCCAGGGGGGUAAUUAGCUUGGGAGAGUUUCGCAGGAAUUUCCCCCCAUCUGCAUGCAUGCAUGCUCGCUGGCUGGCUGGCUGGUGCUGCAGCUUGGAGGGAAAGGGGGGCUGCGCGGCAGAUGUAGGAUCCUCGUAGGGUCCCUCCUUUCUUUCUCCUCUUCCUUCCUCCCUCCCUCCCUUCCUCCCUCUCCAGCACGGAGAAAGGAGGAAGAAAGAGUCAAUUGGAGACAUCGGUGAGGGGAAAAACCUGAAAUUGAAGCUUGAUGGCCUCGCGAUCGCUCCCUUUUUGGAAGAGGAGGAUAAUAAAACCUCUGUUGUCGCCAAUGCCCUGACUACUUUUUGAAUUUUGUUGGAGAACUAGCCUGGAUAUAUUCUUCCUGCAGUCGUUUUACGGGAUCACUACAACGCAGAGAACCCAAUCUCAUCGUCUGGUGUUCUUUUAAAAUUGUGUGUUUUUUGUGGCGGGGAGAAGCUAUUUUAAAAAUGGAAAACGAGGUAUUCACACCUCUUUUGGAUCUCUUCAUAUCCAGCCCUCUUGUUACUUGGGUUAAGACAUUUGGACCGCUAGCUGGAGGAAAUAGAACAAAUUUGGAGGAAUAUGUUGCACUGGUGGAUGGUGUUUUCUUGAAUGAAGUCAUGCUCCAGAUCAACCCUAAAGCAGCCAGUCAAAGAGUCAAUAAAAAAGUCAACAAUGAUGCAUCACUUCGAAUUCAAAACUUGUCUAUUUUGGUGAAGCAAGUUAAAUUGUACUAUCAGGAGACGUUGCAACAGUUGAUUAUGAUGCCUUUGCCAAAUGUUUUAAUAAUUGGCAAAAACCCCUUUUCUGAACAAGGUACCGAUGAAGUAAAAAAGCUGCUUCUACUCCUGCUCGGCUGUGCAGUUCAGUGUCAGAAGAAAGAAGAAUUCAUCGAAAGAAUCCAGAGUUUAGACUUUGAUACAAGAGCAGCUGUUGCUGCCCAUAUACAAGAGGUAACUCAUAAUCAGGAAAACGUUUUUGAUCUCCAGUGGAUGGAUGACAAUGCUCUGUCACAAGAAUAUAUUGAGCCUCUACUAAAAAAUAUGGCAUUGCAUUUAAAAAGGCUUAUAGAUGAACGAGAUGAGCAUUCUGAGACUAUCAUAGAACUAUCUGAAGAACGAGACUCUCUUCAUUUUCUACCUCAUGCAUCAGCAGCACAGUCACCUUGUGGAUCUCCAGGCAUGAAACGUACUGAAAGCAGACAGCACUUGUCAGUGGAGCUAGCAGAUGCCAAAGCAAAGAUCAGAAGGCUCAGACAAGAGCUUGAGGAAAAGACUGAACAGUUGCUGGAUUGUAAACAAGAGCUGGAACAGAUCGAAGUUGAAUUGAAGAGACUGCAGCAAGAGAACAUGAAUUUGCUUUCGGAUGCCCGUUCUGCUAGGGUAUACCGGGAUGAACUUGAUGCUCUCAGAGAGAAGGCAAUCCGGGUUGACAAGCUUGAAAGUGAAGUCAGCCGAUACAAAGAGAGGCUACAUGAUAUUGAAUUCUACAAGGCUAGAGUUGAGGAAUUAAAAGAAGAUAAUCAAGUAUUGUUGGAAACAAAGACAAUGUUGGAAGAUCAGUUGGAAGGCACCCGAGCCCGUUCUGAUAAAUUGCAUGAAUUGGAGAAAGAGAAUCUACAGUUAAAAGCUAAAUUGCAUGAUAUGGAGAUGGAACGUGAUAUGGAUCGGAGGAAAAUCGAGGAACUUAUGGAGGAAAAUAUGACCCUAGAAAUGGCUCAGAAGCAGAGUAUGGAUGAAUCACUACAUCUUGGCUGGGAGCUUGAACAGAUGAACAGGUCUACUGAAAUUGCUGAAGUGCCACGGAAGUCACUUGGUCAUGAAGUUAAUGAACUGACCUCAAGUCGGCUAUUGAAACUAGAAAUGGAAAACCAAAGUUUGUUAAAGACUGUGGAACAGCUGCAAAAUACAGUGGGAUCUGUGGAAGGCAGUAAUUCAAAAAUUCUGAAAAUGGAAAAGGAAACCCAAAGACUGAAUAAAAAGUUGGAAGUACUUGAGAAUGAGCUUACUGAAGAGAAACAAAGUCUUCAGAAUAGUCAGAAUCUGAGCAAAGAUUUGAUGAAAGAGAAAGCACAGCUUGAAAAAACAAUUGAGACACUGAGAGAAAACUCUGAAAGACAGAUUAAAAUACUGGAACAGGAGAAUGAGCAUUUGAAUCAAACAGUGGCUUCCCUCAGACAGCGCUCACAGAUCAGUGCUGAAGCAAGAGUCAAAGAUAUUGAAAAAGAAAAUAAAAUUCUCCAUGAAUCUAUCAAAGAGACAAGUAGCAAAUUAAAUAAGAUAGAAUUUGAAAAGAAGCAAAUUAAAAAAGAGUUGGAACAUUAUAAAGAGAAGGGAGAAAGAGCAGAUGAGAUGGAGAAGGAAGUUCAUCAUCUUGAAAAAGAAAAUGAAGUGUUACAGAAAAAGAUUACCAAUCUAAAGAUUACAUGUGAAAAAAUAGAUGCUUUAGAACAAGAAAAUGCCACUCUCGAAGUUGAAAAUAGAAAGCUGAAGAAAACUUUAGAUAGCCUGAAAAAUCUCAGCUUUCAGUUAGAGUCAUUAGAGAAAGAAAAUGCACAACUUGAUGAAGAAAAUUUAGAACUCAGAAGAACAGUUGAAUCUUUGAAGAGUGCAAACAUCAAAAUGGCUCAGUUACAGCUAGAAAAUAAAGAACUUGAAAGUGAGAAAGAACAGCUUCAGAAGAGCCUGGAGCUUAUGAAAACGUCUUGUAAGAAGACUGAACGUUUAGAAGUCAGUUACCAAGGUUUGGAUACAGAGAACCAAAGGCUGCAAAAAGCCCUAGAAAACAGCAAUAAAAAGAUACAGCAUUUGGAAUGUGAAUUGCAGGAUCUAGAGACAGAAAAUCAAACCCUACAAAAAAACCUGGAAGAGCUCAAAAUCUCUAGUAAGCGCCUAGAAAAAUUAGAGAAGGAGAAUAAGCUUUUGGAGCAAGAGACCUCUCAGCUGGAGAAAGACAAAAAGCAGUUAGAAAAAGAGAAUAAGCGGCUUCGACAACAAGCAGACAUUAAGGACAGCACGUUAGAAGAAAAUAAUGUGAAAAUUUGUAACCUAGAAAAAGAGAACAAGUCACUGGUGAAAGAAAUUGGUGUAUGUAAAGAAGCUUCUGUUCGACUAAAAGAGAUUGAAAAAGAGAAUAAAGAGCUUGUAAAAAGAGCCACCAUUGACAAGAAAACACUUGUCACAUUGCGAGAGGAUUUGGUGAAUGAAAAGCUGAAGACACAGCAGAUGAAUAAUGAUUUAGAAAAGCUUACAUACGAACUUGAAAAAAUAGGUUUAAAUAAGGAGCGUCUUCUCCAUGAUGAGCAGAGUACUGAUGACAGCAAAUACAAACUGUUGGAAUCAAGGUUGGAGUCCACACUGAAGAAGUCACUUGAAAUAAAAGAAGAAAAAAUUGCUGCUUUGGAAGCUCGAUUAGAAGAAUCAACAAAUCUAAACCAACAGCUGCGUCAGGAGCUUAAAACGGUUAAAAAGAAUUAUGAAGCCCUAAAGCAAAGACAAGAAGAGGAAAAAAUGGUACAAAAUUGUUCUUCAAGGACGGGUGAAGAAAGUCAAUCAGUCAAUAAAUGGGAAAGAGAGAGUCAGGAAACUACUAGAGAACUUUUGAAGGUCAAAGAUAGAUUGAUUGAAGUUGAAAGAAAUAAUGCAACUCUGCAGGCAGAGAAGCAAGCCCUGAAAACACAACUAAAGCAUCUUGAGACACAGAACAAUAAUUUGCAAGCCCAGAUUUUGACACUUCAGAGACAGUCUGUCUCCUUACAGGAGCAAAAUACAACCCUGCAAACUCAGAAUGCCAAGCUUCAGGUAGAAAACUCAGCUAUCAAUUCGCAAAGUACAUCUCUUAUGAAUCAGAAUGCUCAGCUGCUGAUUCAGCAGUCUGCCUUGGAAAAUGAGAAUGAAUCCAUAAUCAAAGAACGGGAGGAUUUGAGAUCACUGUAUGAUUCCCUAGUCAAAGACCAUGAAAAACUGGAACAGCUUCAUGAACGGCAAGCUGCUGAAUACGAAUCUCUAAUUUCCAAACAUGGAAACCUUAAAUCGGCACACAAGAAUCUUGAGGUGGAACAUAAGGACUUAGAAGACAGGUACAAUCAGUUGCUGAAACAAAAGGUGCAAUUGGAAGAACUGGAAAAAGCUCUCAAAGCAGAGCAAGAAAAGAUGCUACAGCAAAGCAAAAAGCAUGAAACUGUCGCAGCAGAAUACAAAAAGCUCUGUGAGGAAAAUGAUAGACUAAAUCAUACCUACAACCAACUUUUGAAAGAGAAUGAAGUUCUCCAAAUGGAUCAUAAGAAUUUGAAAACACUACUGAACAAUUCUAAACUAGAACAAACACGAUUAGAAGCUGAAUUUUCCAAGCUCAAAGAACAGUACCAACAGCUGGACAUUACAUCUACAAAACUGAAUAAUCAGUGUGAGUUGCUUAGCCAAUUAAAAGGAAACUUGGAGGAAGAAAACAGACAUCUAUUGGAUCAAAUACAGACGUUAAUGCUACAGAACAGAACGUUAUUAGAGCAGAAUAUGGAAAGCAAAGAUCUCUUCCACGUUGAACAGAGACAGUAUAUUGACAAAUUAAAUGAAUUGAGAAGACAAAAAGAGAAACUAGAAGAAAAGAUUAUGGAUCAGUAUAAAUUUUAUGAACCAUCUCCCCCAAGAAGGAGAGGGAACUGGAUUACUCUGAAAAUGAGGAAGUUGAUAAAAUCUAAGAAGGAUGUUAACAGAGAACGUCUCAAGUCUUUGACUCUGACACCAACCCGCUCAGAAUCCAGUGAAGGAUUUCUUCAACUACCUCAUCAGGAUAGUCAAGAUAGUUCCUCAGUGGGCUCAAACUCACUUGAAGAUGGUCAGACUGUGGGAACCAAAAAAAGCAGCAUGGUUGCACUGAAAAGACUGCCCUUUUUGAGGAACAGACCGAAGGAAAAAGACAAAAUGAAGGCCUUCUACCGUCGCUCCAUGUCCAUGAAUGACCUGAUGCAGUCCAUGGUCCUAGCAGGAGGACAAUGGACAGGUAGUACUGAGCAUCUGGAGGGUCCUGAUGAUAUACCUACGGGUAAAAGGAGAAAAGAAUUGGGAUCUAUGGCCUUCUCUACUACAUCAAUCAACUUUGCAACUGUCAACUCUGCUGCAGGCUUGAGAUCCAAGCAGUUGCUUAAUAAUAAAGAUGCUACAUCUUUUGAAGAUGUAAGCCCACAAGGAAUUAGUGAUGAUUCUAGUACAGGAUCAAGAAUUCAUGCUUCCAGACCCGCCAGCCUUGAUAGUGGCAGAACAUCCACUAGCAAUAGCAAUAAUAAUGCCUCACUUCAUGAAGUCAAAGCAGGUGCAGCUAAUAAUCAAAGCAGGCCACAAAGCCACAGUAGUGGAGAAUUUAGCCUGCUUCAUGAUCACGAUGCAUGGUCCAGCAGCAGCAGCAGUCCUGUCCAGUAUCUGAAAAGCCAUACCAGAUCUAGCCCCAUACUUCAUCAUAAAAUAUCAGAAACUCUGGAUAGACCAGGAACACGGAGAUUUAAGACUGAUUCUCCUGGAAGUGAAGUAGUUACUCUGCAGCAAUUUUUGGAAGAAAGUAAUAAGGUUACUUCAGCUGAGAUCAAGUCCUCAAGUCAAGACAAUCUUUUGGAUGAAGUAAUGAAAAUUUUUUCUGAAAAUGCUGAAUUAGCAGGAAGGGAGAAACUAAGGAAACAGUCAUCAGGCUGCAGUGGUAUUGCCAGAUCACAGAGUGUGAAAACCACUGCUGAGUUUUCUGAUGGCAAGUUAACUAAACAAGAAUACCUUGCAAGGUCCAGUACACGUAGAAUGGAAGAUUCUAACUUCUCAAAUUCUUCAAAAACACUUACAGCAGGCACUAAAGGAAGGGCCAAGUCUGUAAAGGAAAACGUACAUACAAAUCUGUCACAACGACAAUCAAAAGAUUGUAACCCUUAUGCUACUUUACCUCGGGCAAGCAGUGUGAUUUCAACAGCCGAAGGAACUACUCGAAGGACAAGCAUCCAUGAUUUUUUAUCUAAGGACACUAGGCAACCAGUAUCAGUUGACCCAGCACCAUCUGCAACUGACAGAAGUGUCCCAUCGUCUUCUAAUGUGGAAGCUAAACCAGAAAGCAGAAAUUCAAAAAGCAGGUCUAGGGAGCAACAAAGCUCCUAAUUCUAUUACCCCCACUACAUGAGAUGUGGGCCAAGUGAGAGAAAAGUGUCCUUCAGUAUCUCAGUAUGAAGCCUAUUUAUUUCUGAAGUAACAAGGCGUCCAGCUAUAGGAAUCAUGUUUAAAACAAACAAAUAUGUUGAGGAAAGUUUUUGCAGGCCUACAUGAAUAGAGCAGUCAAGAAAUACAAAACUUCUUUCCUUGAAUCAAGGAACUUUACUGGCAUCUCCUGCUGAAUUUUUUAAAGACGGAAUUUAUUGCACAUUGCACUGUUAAGAUCUACUGGGGAAAAGGACAAUUUUCAUCUCUCUAAGGACCAAGGGUUGUGCAGUCUCAAGAAUUACUCCAGGAAGUAAUUUUAUGGACUUAGUCACCAUUUGCUUAUUGCUUCCGCUAAUCAUGAGCAAUAUUUAGUUCUGUAAAACUGAAAGGGGAAUAUAUUGUGGAAUUUGCUGUAUAUACAGGUACCAAAAAGGAAAAGAGCCCCACAAGCUUAUUGGCAGUUCACGGCCUUAUUGGGUUUGCAUAAUUUGCAUGGCGUUGCUCUUCGUAAGACAAGACUGCUGAUUUACUUUGUGUAUGGCAGAAAGAAACUGAAAACAUAACUGAACACUUUAAACCACACUCACCAUUAAUUCAUCUUUUCCAUAUGUGUAUUCUACACAACAAUAUUCCAGUGUUUCAGCAGGAAAAUGACAGAAGAAAUAUUUCUGGAACAUUCUUUUUCUGAUAAAAUGGUUUUUGGGGUUGUUUUUUUACAUAACCAUCUCCAGGAUACAACUGUCUUACAUUAAAUAUUUUGUAUUUUUACUUGUUUGUUUUUUAAUUGUGAUUUUGCUAGGAGAAAGCUUUAUGGGGAAAGACCAUCAUAAAUAUGGUCACAAUCUGCGUUUUGCAAGCCAUUCAUUUUAGUAGGGCUCUUACUAAUAAGUUGUUUUUUGUUCUUUAUAAUUUUAUUUACAUUAAGGUUGAUUAAUGUUGUUGGUACUUUUAAAUAUUUGUAUGCAUUUGUUGUCUUAAAAACUCUUGCAAAGAGCACAAGAAAAUAGAUGUGGUUAAUCCUGGGAAAUGUACAUGAAAUUAUUCUGGUUUAUAUUAAAUUUCAAAGUUUUAUUUUCUUACAAGCCAGUACAUGUAUUUCCAUGACCUCUAUCAGAUUUAACCAUUUAACCUCAUAGGGUUUAACCCUGCUUAUGCACGUGAGAAUCUUUCACCCCAUCAUCUUUUACAUUUAUCUCAGCCAAGUUUCAGUUAUGAGUAGAAUUGCAGUAUAUUUAUGUUCUUGUUGAACUGGGACCACUACCUUCAUAAAGAUCAAAUGUUCUUGCUUACCUCAUUCCACAGAGCAUGAAAAAUAUUGUAUUAUACUCAUCAGUCUUUUCCUUACUGUUACCAAGAUUAUUUCUACAAGUUAGAGUAGACUUUGCCAGUGGAAAACAGAAGGCAGCAAGCAAGACUUCACAUGCACAUGCAUCAGAGGCCAGGUGCACAAUGCUGCUAAUUGCCUGCCACACCCAUGGUGGUGAAGCACAUCACUCUCCAGUCCAGCCCCACCCUCCCAGGUUGUCGGUCAGUGGUAUGCACCUUUGCCCACCAUCAUGUGCAGGCUACUCACAGCUAGGGUAUAUGGAGAGUAUCUCCAGAGGCAGCAUAGCAGCUAUAUCUGUUUUGUACUUCCUGCCCUCUGCAUAGGAGGGUAGGAUGGUAGCCAUAGUUCAAUAACUUCCGAUUCCAUGACUUUUCACACAUCCAUGGGUAUGCUUAGUGUGGCUAUAUCUUAACGGUUUCCCAGCAUAAUGUUUUUAGGUGUAUAAGGCUUGCAGUGCAGGGCAAGCUCUCCUUAAUUUCAGUAUGGGGAGAGCAGGUGAGAAUUGGUAUUGGACCCAAGGAAUGUUUCCAUUAUGAUGCUUGAUAGACAAAAAAUAUUGCCACAUAACUUAUCCAUGAUAAUGCCCAUGGCUAGCUCAGGUCACUUGCCUGGGUGUAUAUGAACAGGAUCUAUCUGAACAUCAUUAGAACAUCAGCCCAAUCAAGUGCCAUAGAGUGAGCAGAGGUAUUUACAAGUCUGACCAGACUUGGCAACAUGAUCAAAACUGAUGUGAUUCUUACAAUUCUGAGAGUGUCUUUGUGUAUAUAAAAACAACAUAAUUCAUAUAUUCAAACAAAGUAUUUAUGGAAGACUUGACAUUAAGAAGCAACUUCUAGAAAGAUGAAUGGAACUUCUUCAGGCCAGGUCCUGAGUGCUUCUGAGCACCCUCAUUUCCCAACAGAGAGCUCUGGAAAUUAAGGGCACCAAGUCCCAUAUACAGUCAUAAACUACCAAUAAAAGGACUUCCUGAUUUGAACAAAGAUAUCCAGAAUCCCAGUAUCACAAGCAGCACUGUGCAUCAUGCUAAUUUUAGUUGGAAAUUAUUCUGCCAUUACAAAGAAUUGUAAACUGGGAUGGCUAAGGGUCACAUCCCAUGAUCCAGCGCUACCUAGUAACCACUUCUAUGCUGAGCCAUGUGGUUGCUCUAUGUGGGGUGCUAUUCAUGCACUGCCACAUGCCUUCUUUUGAUUUCCUCCAUACCACCACAAAUCUUUUAAAACAAGUGCAUGCUAGAAUGGCAAGUGGUUUACACUCCAGAGACCAGCCACAUAGAAGAGCUUGUUUGUAUGAACUGACUCCAAGGCACUGCAUGGUUUGGGAUUUGUUGCUUUGUUAGCGCUUUUGGGAACAACCAUGCACUUUUCAUGUAUUUGCCAGACCUCUGAUUGACCAUACCUAUUUUCUUUAGAUUUGCACCUUUUUGAGCUUUGCACUUGUUUUAUAUACCCAUGUAAGAUUUAAGAUUUCAUUUCAUAAGCAUGCUACCCUUUUACAGGCAACAAGAUUGUCUACCAGGUGCUUCUGUUGUGUUUGACCCUUUGAAAUCAAGAGAAAAUUGUGCCAAGACUAUUUAAUUUACAUGGGGCUUGCAUGGGAGAGAUUGAAGGUAUAUUUUGCCCCAUCUAAUAUACCUAUGUGGGGCAACAGGCUGGAUUUAGGACUACAAAUCAAAUUUUUUUAAAGCAUCAUUCAAAGUGUUAAAAAUGAAAUACAAUAUUCUCUUAACACUCAUCUUUCUGAAAGGGUGAGGCUUAUGGGCUAUAAAUUUAUUUCCUUAGCUCCUUCUCAACAGAGCCUGGAUUUUGUGCAGGAGAACCAAAGGCCCUGUAAUAAUUCUGAUAGCUUCCCCUUCCAGUGCACUGUGAGGGAUAUUACCUGGUUUUCCUGACCUCUCUAGACUUCACUCCUUUUGAAUCGGUGAAGAAAACUGAAAUGUGUCAUCCCUUUAUCCCAAUUUUCAUAACAGUCUAGACAGUUUAUUUAAAAAUGCAACUUUUAAAAAACCAUUUAUAAAAUCAAUGACAGUGUCGGGGAAAGCGUGUAACUUCACCAUCCGUCAAAAUCCCAGCACCUUUGGAACUAAAUGCAAGGGCUUUUUCAUUGCACAUGACAAUAUUCAGCAGCUGCAAAGCGGAAGCUGGAAAUCUGUUCUAAGACAAUGAAAUGUUUUAAUUUCCACUCUGCUGCUGUUGCUAAGGCUACAGUUGCCAUGUCCAAACUGCAUUGUUUCUUGAAAUGUCAAGUGUUUUUCAAGGAAGAGUGCAGCUCCAGCAAUGGAGCCAAUAUAUGUGCUCAGAUGUAAACUCUUAUUGUGUGUGUAGCUCAAAAAUUGUUAAGAAUGGAACUGCCUUAAAAGGGGAGCACCUGGGUGCGACACAAACUGUUUGAACACUGUUUUACAGAAACUCUUAUUUAAAGCUGUAGUUUUCCUUUCUUAUACCUAUUAAGGAGUUUUGUAAUGUUUGCCAUUGUACACUACUUAAUUAUGUUAUUAAAAUUCCAAGCCAAAUAA